AUGGACUUAGUAAAGUGUUUAAUUUUCUCAAUUUACAUAAUUUUAACAGCUUUGACUUUAGCUAAACAAAAACCUCCAAUUAUGGCACGAUUUAGAACUGUGAAAUGUACUUCGUCAAAUAAAACAUUCAAUGCCAACAUAACCUGCAGUAUUAAGGCUUAUGAUCGAUAUGCUGCAAAGUUGACAGUUCUGGUGAACUUUGAUGUCAAAACUUAUCAGAUUUUGUUUGACUCGUCUGUAAUGUACAAACAGCCAGUUGGAACUUCCUAUCGUGUCCUUAUCAACAAAACAGCUGACAUAUGUGGACAUCUUGGAGGCAAGAGUGACGUUCUUUUAGAAUGGUAUCUUAAAUUACUGUGGAAGGAACUUCCACCUUCACUUUUACAUCCAUGUCCAUACAUUGUAAGCUAUUUGACAUUUGCUGUCUAA
Messenger RNA from Chironomus riparius, 429 nucleotides. NCBI's taxonomy places the organism in Eukaryota, Metazoa, Arthropoda, Insecta, Diptera, Chironomidae. The record is from the annotation of a GenBank genome assembly.